AUGGAGCGCGACAAGCACUCCGCGACACAAGGAAAUAGGAAUGAUGCUCAGAGUGGUCAGAUUAAGUCAUCAUCAGAUGAGACAAUGACUGUUGAGCCCAAAGUCAUACCAGCUCCCCUGGUCCAGGUUUCAAUGGAUCCUGCAGGACUCCCACUUAGGAGCCUCAAUGAAGAAGACACUAUUAAGGACCUCAAGACCAUCCCACGAAGGAAUUCCCCCAAUCCUGCAGCCUGCCUGCAGAGGUUUAGGCAUUUCCACUAUGAGAGUGCAGCUGGAUCCAGAGAUGUCCUCUGGCAUCUCCAGGAGCUUGCUGAACAGUGGCUGAGAACUGGCAUCCACACAAAAGAGCAGAUUGUGGAAAUGCUGGUGCAAGAGCAAUUGCAGGCCAUCUUGCCAGAGGAACUCAAGGCUCGGGUGUGGAGAUAUCAGUCCAGAGUUAGAAUUACUGGCUGA
This is a messenger RNA of Chrysochloris asiatica (Cape golden mole), 453 nucleotides long. RefSeq names its product SCAN domain-containing protein 1-like. Lineage: Eukaryota; Metazoa; Chordata; Mammalia; Afrosoricida; Chrysochloridae. The coding region runs from base 1 to 453 and encodes 150 amino acids. The record is from RefSeq and is a predicted model, not a curated record. The transcript has a single exon.